CCAGCCUGGCCCGACCUCGUGUGUGUCCCGAUGGCCAGCCCUUCAUGGGGCCGCGGAGCCUUUCAGAGGACGGACACUGGAGAGACCUAGCGUAGGACCGGCCGCCCUGCAAGGCCGCCUCGCUCCGCCCCAGGCCGGGGCCGCAGAAUAGCGCGGUGCUGCCCCGCGGCCUCCCCGGGCCGGGCCUCUGCGCCGCGGGGCCGAGUCGGGCGGACCGGGCCAGGCGGUCGGCAGCGCCGCCCUGCGCUGUCUGUGAGACCCGGAGAUCUGGAGCUAGAAUUUGCCUCUUUGGGGACCUGGGCCGGGGCUCUUAACCCCGUCAGCCCUCGCUCGCUUCCCAUCCUCCCCCUCUGAAGACUCCUCCCUCCCUUUACUCUCACCGUUGCUCACCUUUAUGGGCCUGGGAGGAAAGGUGUUAGAACUGACAGUGGAAGGACGCAGGGCAGCAGCUCCGCAGGGAGUCUUGUGGCUGCAGUCCUGCGCCACUGCAGGGAUUCUGGUCUGGAGAGGGUAGCAGUGGCCUGUGGUGUCUUAGAAUGUGCAUGCUAGCACAUCUGAACCCACGGUGAGCGUAACAGACCACGGUCAGAAGCACAUUGGUUAGCAGUCUGCUGUGAGCGUUCUCCUGGCCAGUUGAGUGCUGCCGUGGGCCACGUGAGCCUGUGGGGCAAGAGAUGAUGGCGAACCAGGCCGGGCCUAGGCCAGGCGGUUCAGGGCCACAGUUCAGUCAGGAUCUCCCUGCCCCUGUAGCUCCUCCCAUGGUGUGUGGUGGUGGAGAUUGGGGUGGGGGGCAGGGUAGUCGUGUGAAGUUGUGUGUGUAAAGGACCACAGUUAAAGUCAGAACUCUUGAUGCCUUGCUUCACUUCCAGCGUUUGCUCUUGUUCAUCUUUCUUUCUCUGUCCCAGGUCCCUUGGGGCAGCCCUUCCGCGGUGUCCAGGCUGGGCCGAGGGGCACUGCCCGUGUGAGCUGUCGAUGGUGUGAAGACCCUGGAGCUGGAGAUGGCCGCAGCCUUGGAACCAGAGGAGCAGGAGCUGUGGGAGGAAGAGGGGAUUCUGAUGGUGAAACUGGAAGAUGACUUGGCUUGCUGGCCUGCGUCGCGGCGGGAGGAGCCUGUGCUGGAGACCUCCUACCAGAACUUCCGCUGCUUCCGCUACCAGGAAGCCGCCAGCCCCCGGGAAGCGCUCACCAGACUCAGGGAACUUUGUCGCCAGUGGCUGAGGCCCGAAAGGCGGACGAAAGAGCAGAUCCUGGAGCUGCUUGUGCUGGAGCAGUUCCUCACGGUGCUGCCCGGAGACCUGCAGAGCUGGGUGCGGGGCCAGCGGCCAGAAAGCGGCGAGGAGGCAGUCACCCUCGUGGAGGGUUUGCAGAAACAACCCAGGAGCCCAAGGCGGUGGGUGACUGUCCAUGUUCAGGGCCAGGAGGUCCUGUUGGAAGAGACGGUGCACCCAGCACAGAGCACCAUCCAGAGUCCAGACCAGGGGGCAGCCGAGCAGCGGAGCCCAUGCCAUGAAGAGGGGCUGCCGCCCGCACAAGAGAGUGAGGUGCCAGCGCCCCAGGAGCCGGGCCCUCCUGUGGAGAGGGGCCUGGGAGAUCCCAGCAUGGCCGCCCUCCUCGCCGCGCUCUCUCAGGGGCUGGCCACCUUCAAGGAUGUGGCCGUGUACCUCUCCCAGGAGCAGUGGGGAGACCUGGAGCCCACACAGGAGUUCUACGGCGAGUACGUGCUGGAAGAGGACUGCGGCAUCGUGGUCUCGCUGUCGUUUCCAAUCCCCAGACUCCAGGACACUGCACUGGGAGAGGGGGAGCCGCAGAUCCCAGAUGACCAGGAGCUGGAGGAGCCGGAGAUUCUGAGUUUCACCUACACAGGAGACAGAAGCGGAGAUGAGCACGAGUGUGCGGCACAAGAGGGCGGGAGCGCGGAGGACACGCGUGGGCCCGCCCGGGGAGACCAGGCGGCCGCCCGGACUCCAGACUGCCAAGGGGUAGUUGAGGACAGCAGGGAUAGAAUUCACAAAUGGAGACUCGGGGGGAGAAAUUCUCAAGUAAGUGGGGUCACAAGUCUUGAAGACACGCCCGCACCCCCCGUGUCGGAGCAGGGCUGUGGCUGUCCCGUGUGCGGGAAAAGCUUCAGGUGCAACUCCCACGUCGUCAGACACCUGAGAACUCACACGGGCGAGAGGCCCUACAAGUGUGUGGAGUGCGAGAAGAGCUACACGCGGAGCGCACACCUGGCCCGACACCAGAAGGUGCACAGACGCGCGCACAAGCGCCCGCCGCCGCGGAGGCCCGGGGAGGAGGCCGCGGGCCGCAAGGAGAGGCCCUACGCGUGCGGGGACUGCGGGAAGUGCUUCCGCUGGGCCUCGGACCUGGCCAGGCACCGGCGGACGCACACGGGGGAGAGGCCCUUCCACUGCACCACCUGCGGCAAGAGCUUCGGCCAGAAGUCCGUGCUGGUGUGCCACCAGGCCACCCACCGGGACAAGCCCUACGUCUGCUGCGAGUGCCGGGAGGAGUUCGGGGACCACCGGAGCUUCCUGGCCCACAGAGAGGUGCACGCGGUGGUCAGGGAGCUCAGCCUCAGCCAGCACAGCGACGCCGAGGAGCGGCGCUUCUCCUGCCCGGCCUGCGGGAAGGGCUUCAGCAGGAAGUACCACCUGACCCGCCACCGGAGGACCCACCAGGAGAAGACCUAGCCCCCACCCCUCUGCAAAUGGACUCCAACCUGCUGCGGUUCUGCACCCCUCCCCACCAGCACCCCUCACCCCCCACCCCCGCCAAGCACACCCUGAACACAGGUGACAGGUGACGGUCCCCAGGGUCCAGUCAGAUGGUCAGGUGGUGAUAGCCACAGCGAUAGUGAUGUGUUGUCACGCCGAACGGGGCC
Messenger RNA from Dipodomys ordii (Ord's kangaroo rat), 2881 nucleotides. RefSeq names its product zinc finger protein 202 (gene Znf202). NCBI's taxonomy places the organism in Eukaryota, Metazoa, Chordata, Mammalia, Rodentia, Heteromyidae. Gene Ontology annotation, biological process: regulation of transcription by RNA polymerase II. Gene Ontology annotation, molecular function: RNA polymerase II cis-regulatory region sequence-specific DNA binding; DNA-binding transcription factor activity, RNA polymerase II-specific. The coding region runs from base 999 to 2690 and encodes 563 amino acids. The record is from RefSeq and is a predicted model, not a curated record. The transcript has 6 exons.